AGACUGGCAUCCUGUAACACAGCCCCGGAUACCCGUGUUACCAGCCUUGUCUCAGCCACCUCAAGGAUAAUCACUAAAUUCUGCCUAAAGGACUGAGGAACGGUGUCUGGAAAAGUCUGGAACACUUCCUGCGUUUUUCUUGCCAUUGAUAUUCCUGGAGAGUAAGGGCAAGAAUAUCACAGCAUGGGCAUGAGUAGCUUGAAAUUGCUGAAGUAUGUCCUGUUUUUCUUCAACUUGCUCUUUUGGAUCUGUGGCUGCUGCAUUUUGGGCUUUGGGAUCUACCUGCUGAUCCACAACAACUUCGGAGUGCUCUUCCAUAACCUCCCCUCCCUCACGCUGGGCAAUGUGUUUGUCAUUGUGGGCUCCAUUAUCAUGGUAGUUGCCUUCCUGGGCUGCAUGGGCUCUAUCAAGGAAAACAAGUGCCUGCUUAUGUCGUUCUUCAUCCUGCUGCUGAUUAUCCUCCUUGCCGAGGUGAUCUUGGCCAUCCUGCUCUUUGUAUAUGAACAGAAGCUGAAUGAGUAUGUGGCUAAGGGUCUGACCGACAGCAUCCACCGUUACCACUCAGACAAUAGCACCAAGGCAGCGUGGGACUCCAUCCAGUCAUUUCUCCAGUGCUGUGGUAUAAAUGGCACGAGUGAUUGGACCAGUGGCCCACCAGCAUCUUGCCCCUCAGAUCCAAAUGUGGAGGGUUGCUACGCGAAAGCAAGACUGUGGUUUCAUUCCAAUUUCCUGUAUAUUGGAAUCAUCACCAUCUGUGUAUGUGUGAUCGAGGUGUUGGGGAUGUCCUUUGCACUGACCCUGAACUGCCAGAUUGAUAAAACCAGUCAGAGCAUAGGGCUAUGAUCUGCAAUUGUCCUGUGGUGAAGAGACUUGUUUCAGCUCUGGAAAUGCAAAACCAUUUAUAGCAUGAAGUCCUAAAUGAUCACCUGCUGGAUGAUCCUCCUCCCAGCCUUUCCCUUUUUAGGUCCCUGUCUUAUACAACCAGAGAAAUGGGUGUUGGCCAUGCACAUCCCACCUCAGGCAGCAAGACAAUCUUUCACCCACUGAUGGCAGCAACCAUGUCUCUCAAAGUGGUGAAACUAAUAUCUGAGCAUUUUUGAGACAUGAGAGGCAAAGAGAAACUGGAUCUAAUGGCCCAACAUCAAAGGGUGAACCCAGGAUAUGAAUUUUUGCAUCUUCCCAUUGUCGAAUUAGUCUCCAGCCUCUAAAUCAUGCCCAGUCUUCUCCCCAACGUCAAGCAAGAGACAAGUUGAAGGGAAUUCUGGGGCCAGGCUCACUGGACCAUUGUCGCAACCUUCUGUUUCUCUUUGACUAAGAGCCCUGGCUACAGGAAUUACACAGUUCUCUUUCUCCAAAGGGCAAGAUCUCAUUUCAAUUUCUUUAUUAGAGGGCCUUAUUGAUGUGUUCUAAAUCUUUCCAGACAAAAACUAUCCAGUGAUUUAUAUCCUAACUUCAACCAGUAACUUAGCUGAUAAUCACAGUAAGAAGACUUCUGGUAUUAUCUCUCUAUCAGAUAAGAUUUUGUUAAUGUACUAUUUUACUCUUCAAUAAAUAAAACAGUUUAUUAUCUGAAUCA
Macaca mulatta (Rhesus monkey) is the source of this 1576-nucleotide messenger RNA. It is a transcript of the gene CD53, whose product is annotated as CD53 molecule. The record is from RefSeq and is a predicted model, not a curated record. Gene Ontology annotation, cellular component: plasma membrane. Lineage: Eukaryota; Metazoa; Chordata; Mammalia; Primates; Cercopithecidae.